Molecule: messenger RNA, 1707 nt
Organism: Aspergillus bombycis
Lineage: Eukaryota; Fungi; Ascomycota; Eurotiomycetes; Eurotiales; Aspergillaceae
Product: MDR family MFS transporter
Exons: 4
Coding region: 1-1707 (568 amino acids)
Biological process (GO): transmembrane transport
Molecular function (GO): transmembrane transporter activity
Source: RefSeq, a predicted model, not a curated record
AUGCCAGCCGACGAAAGUGCUGAUCAUGCUCCAGAGCAGUGCUCACUUGAUGAAAAGAAAUCCCCAGGACUGCAGGAUGCAAACAUCGACCAGCAAUCCUCGACGUCCCCUAGCGAUGAGGGUGAAUAUCCCACCGGCUUACGAUUGAUUUUCAUUGUUGUUGCUUUGGUCUUGGCGAUCUUCUUGACUUCCUUGGACUUCACCAUUAUUGCUACGGCUAUUCCACGUAUUACCGAUGACUUCCAUAGUCUCGGCGACGUGGCUUGGUACGGGUCGGCCUUCUUCCUGGUUACUGCUGGCUUUCAAACAGCUUGGGGCAAGGCGUAUCUCUUUUUUAGCCUGAAGAUCACCUUUCUGCUGGCCAUUUUUAUCUUUGAAGUGGGCAGUUUGAUCUGUGGCGUCGCCCCUUCCUCGGUGGCCCUGAUUGUCGGCCGUGCGAUCGCUGGUUUGGGUGCCGCAGGCGUGAAUACCGGAUCCUUCACCCUGGCGGCCUUUUGCGCACCACCCCAAAAAAGACCUAUCUUCACAGGGUUGAUCGGUCUCUCCUAUGGUGAGCGCGAGGCUACUACUCCCACAGACUUGCUCGCCGAGCUAAUUGGGUCUAUAGGAAUCGCAUCGGUCGUGGGACCACUUCUUGGCGGUGUUUUCACGGAGAAAGCCACCUGGAGAUGGUGUUUCUAUAUUAACCUCCCAGUAGGCGCUGUCUCCGCGAUCUUCAUUAUCGUCUUUUUCCAAAGCCCGCCCGCCUCGAAGUCUACGGACACCUCAUCGUUGUGGUCCAAAGUGAUGCAGAUGGACCCCAUUGGAACCUUCUUGAUGAUGGCUUCCGUGACCUGCUAUAUCCUCGCAAUGCAAUAUGGCGGAUUGACCCAUCCCUGGAACAGUUCAGUGGUCAUCGGCUUAAUCGUCGGCUUCGUAGCGAUCCUCGCCGUUCUCUGUGGCUGGGAAAUAUACAUGGGCGAGAUGGCCAUGUCCUGCCCUCGCUUGGUUAAAAAGCAUGCGAUUCCGUCGGCAGUGGGCUUCUUCUUCUUCGGCUCAUACAUCGUGGUGAUUUAUUAUCUGCCCAUUUACUUCCAGAGUAUUGAUGGCACUUCCGCCAUCGGCUCGGGUGUUCACAACCUGCCUUUUAUCCUCGCGGUGUCCAUUUUCACGGUUCUCAGUGGCAUUUUGAUUUCCAUGACUGGCUAUCCCGCACCGUUUGUGAUAUCUGGGGCCGCAGUCGGCACCAUCGGAUGUGGCCUGUUAUAUACCUUCAAUAUCGGCACCAGUACAGGGAAAUGGAUUGGCUAUCAAAUCCUAGCCGGCGUCGGCAAUGGAUUUGGCGUCCAAGUUCCGAUGAUCAUGGCCCAGGGAAAUACCGAACCGCCCGACAUGGCGGCGACAACUGCUAUUCUCAUGUGCUUCCAAACCGUCGGUGGUGCCUUUAUGCAAUCCGGUGCCCAGGCCGCAUUCGCAAAUCGCCUCCUCAUUGAACUCCCUCGAACGGCGCCAGAUGUUGAUCCUUCCGCUGUCGUUGCUGCGGGAGCAACAGAGCUCAAAUCAUUCGGUGCCAGUCUAGAUGGAAUCCGCCUCGCUUACAUGGACGGAAUCAAAGUCACAUUCGCAUUCGCAUGUGCUUCGAUGGGUAUAGCUUUCCUCUUAGCCUUUUUCGCGCGGCGAGCACGAAUUGGGGGGGAAGCCGUGAAGAAUGCCAUGGCCGCUGCUUAG